GUUGCGUUCUUUAUCAAUAAAAGACGCCAGCAUGGAUUUUGCCAGCGUGCUGAACAAGCCACACCAGCGCACUAUUAUACACCUGGAUAUGGACUGCUUCUAUGCCCAGGUGGAAGAGAUACGUGAUCCAACGCUGCGCACACGCCCACUGGCUGUGCAACAGAAGAACUUUGUGGUCACCUGCAACUAUGUGGCACGAGCACGCGGAGUUACUAAACUAAUGCUAGUGAAAGAAGCUCAAAUUUUGUGUGAGGAUCUGGUGUUAGUCAAUGGCGAAGACCUGGCGCCGUAUCGCCUAAUGUCACAGAAAAUCUUCGAUUUGCUACUCAACUAUACGCCCGAUGUGGAGAAGCUGGGAUUUGAUGAGAACUAUAUGGAUGUAACGGCCUUGGUGGACUUGCGGCAGGCGCAUGUAGCUGAGGCUCAGCGCAAGCCUGCAAUCGGGCAUAUUUAUCCAGCGGAUGGCACAGCCCUAACCGACUGCAGUUGUGGCUGCGCCCAGCGCCUGGCCAUUGGCAGUCGCAUUGCCAAAGAGAUUCGCGAUGAAUUGCAUCUGCGUCUAGGCAUCACUUGCUGUGCAGGCAUAUCGUACAACAAGCUAUUGGCCAAGCUGGUGGGCAGCUGCCAUAAGCCCAAUCAGCAAACAGUGUUGGUGUCCACGUAUGCGGAACAGUUCAUGCGCCACUUAAAUGACAUAAAUAGAAUUACGGGCAUUGGCCAGAAGACGCAUACGCUGCUGUUGGAGGCAGGCAUAGCCAGCGUGGAGCAACUGCAGCAGUGUGAUAUGGAGUUUAUGCGUAAAAAGUUUGGUUUCGAGACCGCCACCAAGCUGCGUGACUUGGCAUUGGGUAGAGAUACAAGCACAGUGCGUGCCACGGGCAAACCCAAGACAAUUAGCGUGGAGGAUGCUUGCAAGACUAUAUCGGUGCAUACAGACGUCACGGAAAAGUUUCGACUGCUGCUAAAGCGGCUAAUGGAGCAGGUCGCAGAAGAUGGUCGCAUACCCAUUGCCAUCAAGGUGGUCCUGCGUAAAUUCGACUCGCAGAAGAAGAGCAGCCAUCGCGAGACCAAGCAGGCCAAUAUAUUACCAUCCUUAUUCAAGACCUCGGAAUGUGCGGGCGAAACUGGCGUCUGUCGAGUGCAGCUGGCAGAUGGUGCCUUGGACAAGCUACUCAAGAUCAUAAUGCGACUGUUUGAGCGCAUUGUGGAUCUUAACAAACCCUUCAACAUAACGCUAAUUGGCCUGGCGUUUUCCAAGUUUCAGGAACGCAAAGUAGGCUCCUCAUCCAUAGCAAACUUCUUGAUCAAAAAAGCCGACUUGGAAGUGCAGUCUAUAACAUCGCUAACCAACACAAGUCUCAACAGCAGUAGCACACUAGAUAGCAGUCCACCCUUGCUUGGCAGCGAUGAGGCCGCAUUUCGUUCCUCACCCACCACGUUCAAGCCCAGUGAUCAGUUUUAUAGACGUCGCGCUACAACAGCGUCGCCAGUGCCUAUGCUAACAGACAAUGGCUCCGAGUCAGCUGCCACCAAUUCGGAUUUCAGUGACUUUUCGGAAAAUGAAGUGGAGCCAUCGCCUAAGAAAAGUCGCAUUGGGCGUGUACUAGUGCCAAAACGCAGUCGCUUGGCUGUAGAUGUAGGCGAUGCCUCGGCGGAUGUCGCGUCACCCAGCAAACUGCGUGUCUGUGAUUUGCGUUUGAAUUCACGUGACAGCGAAAAGGAUUUUCCCAUGAGUCCCAUAGCAUCAACAUCUGGUGCAGCUGCGGCGCCUCGCUUUCGCACCAUACAGCCGCCAAAUACGCUGCUCCAGCGUCUUGAUGGUAAUCUGCGUUUUCUACACACCCGUACCGCCAGCCGCUUGAGCUCCAAUGCCAGCUCGACAGCCUCGUCCCCGCUCCCCUCGCCCAUGGAUGAUACAGUCAGUGCGCCCAGCACACCAACAAUGGCACCCAAGCUGACGCCCGACGCAGAAGCAGCUACAGGUGAUACGCUAGCGCAUAUUGCUUGCCCCGCUGGCGUUGAUGCGGAAGUCUUUAAGGAGCUGCCUGCAGAAUUGCAGAACGAGUUGAUUGCCUCGUGGCGAAGUUCGUUGGUUGUGGCCGCUGCAAAUGCUGUGGAACAGGCAACCACUAGCAGUGGCGCAAGCGGCGGCAGCACAAACACGGCGAGUAGCACACAGAAAAAUACUUUGUAUCGUUAUUUCCUGAGGAACAAGUGAUGUUGUUGCGUUCAACGCAGCUUCAUUUAGAAUUAGCACGCAUAAAUCUUUUUAUAAUUAUAUAUAUAUACUAUAUUUUUGUA
This is a messenger RNA of Drosophila busckii, 2301 nucleotides long. RefSeq names its product DNA polymerase iota (gene PolI). Lineage: Eukaryota; Metazoa; Arthropoda; Insecta; Diptera; Drosophilidae. The coding region runs from base 32 to 2218 and encodes 728 amino acids. The record is from RefSeq and is a predicted model, not a curated record. Gene Ontology annotation, molecular function: DNA-directed DNA polymerase activity; damaged DNA binding. The transcript has 3 exons. Gene Ontology annotation, biological process: translesion synthesis.